AUGGUAGCCAAGGAAAUUUACGUCGCCGUCAUUGGUGCUGGUGGUGUGGGAAAAUGCUUUUUAUCCCAACUUGAAGCUCUUUCUCAACGAUACACUUCAUCCAAGAUAUCCCUAAUCUUCGUAUCAAGGAGCAAGAAAGUUCUCUACAGCCCAAAAUAUACUCCUCUCUCAUAUUCCAACCUCUCAACUACACUCGCAGACUCCACACAAGAACCCCUCUCUAUACCAAAGAUUAUCGAAUACUUAGCAGCUGCGCCUGCAAAGGUCGUACUUGUCGAUAACACAAGUUCGCAAGAUGUAGCGGAUGCAUACCCACAAGUUUUGUCAAAGGGAAUCUCGAUAGUCACUCCCAACAAGAAGGCAUUCUCUGGAUCAUUUAAGUUAUGGCAGGAUGUCUUCUCCGCAGCUUCAUCAUCUGGGGCUAAGGUUUAUCAUGAGAGCUCAGUCGGAGCUGGAUUACCCGUUAUUUCUACUUUGAAAGAAUUGGUCGACACCGGUGACUCUGUCACCAAAAUCGAGGGUGUCUUUAGCGGUACAAUGUCAUUCUUGUUCAAUUCCUUUGCUCCUACUGAAGGUUCAGGAGGAAAAUGGUCUGCGGAGGUCGCAAAGGCAAAAGAAUUGGGCUAUACUGAACCGGAUCCAAGAGACGAUUUGAACGGUCUGGAUGUUGCCAGAAAAUUGACAAUUCUAGCAAGAUUGGCAGGUCUUGAGGUUGAAUCUCCUACUUCAUUCCCAGUUCAAAGUUUAAUCCCCAAAGAAUUGGAGAGCGUUUCAAGUGGAGAGGAAUUUCUUCAGAAGUUGCCCGAGUUUGAUUCUCAGAUGGAAGAAACAAAGAUUGCCGCCGAGAAGGAGGGUAAGGUUGUGCGAUUCGUUGGAAGUAUUGAUGUAGCAAAGAAGGAGGUGAAGGUGGGUUUGGAGAAAUUCGACAGAUCACACCCAAUUGCUGCACUUAAAGGAAGCGAUAACAUCAUCAGCUUCUACACAAAACGAUAUGGGUCCAAUCCCUUGAUUAUUCAAGGAGCUGGUGCUGGAGGAGACGUGACGGCAAUGGGUGUCACAGGUGAUCUGAUCAAGGUCCUCGAAAGACUUUCUUGA
Messenger RNA from Sclerotinia sclerotiorum 1980 UF-70, 1095 nucleotides. RefSeq lists its product as hypothetical. Gene Ontology annotation, biological process: L-homoserine biosynthetic process; aspartate family amino acid biosynthetic process. Gene Ontology annotation, molecular function: NADP binding; homoserine dehydrogenase activity; aspartate kinase activity. The transcript is spliced from 2 exons. The record is from RefSeq and is a predicted model, not a curated record. Lineage: Eukaryota; Fungi; Ascomycota; Leotiomycetes; Helotiales; Sclerotiniaceae. The coding region runs from base 1 to 1095 and encodes 364 amino acids.